AUGUCGUUAUCAAUACAGGUGAAUCACUUUAUAGAAAUAUUUUUCGAUAAGAUAGUCCAGUGCAAUGGGAAGCCUUCGCUCUGUGGCCACGAUGGCCGCAGUAAGCUUUUUAAUACAGGGAGCUCUUUGGGUCGUCCUUUCCAUACUAGCCAUUCUUACCUAUUCAUGCUACUUUGAACCAAAAGAAGAGAUGUCCCAAAACCCAUCUUUCACAGCCAUGGCCAAAUACUACUUUUCUGAUUCUCAAUGCUGGUCGUCCCUUCCAGAUCGAAAAGUUGCUGGAAUAACCAGUUCAAGAGAUCUCAUACUUCUAGUAUCAUUUGAAUUCACAUUUAAUUUUCUACUGACCAUUGUCAGCCUUAUCCUAUUGUUUGUGAUACCAAGAGGAAGUACUAUUAGCUUUCUAGGCUGGCUUUAUAGCUUUCUGUUUCUUGGAUUUGCAGUGAGCGUCACUGAUAUUGUCGCUAUGUCAACAUUUUCUGCUGACAAGAAUACAUUGGAUGGAACUCCAACUAGUACAUUGGUAUCUUUGACUAAUAUGCUAUUGCUAGUAUCGGUAAUAGCUUCCAGAGGCGUUGUGUAUUGGGUGCUCAAUAUCUCUAUCCUUUUCUACAUCUUCAUGUCAGCAACCAUGCGACUCUUUAAAGCCUGCAGGAAACUAGAUGAAGAUAGGAGCAAGAUGAACGGAAAUCUUAACGCUGCCUAUGAGGAAGACGAAAGAGGCUUGCCGGCCCAUACUGCCGUCAGCAGGUGGCCUGGCGUGGGCAGGUCCCUUUGGAGGAAUUACAAAUUCAACCACCGCGAGCCAGCCCGGGACCACUGGAGCCAAGAGUCGACGCGCAGGGACCGGGCCGCCUUCGGAGCCAGGGAGGAGCUGAAGCAGCGGCCGAGCUUCAGGGACGCCUUCAGCUACACCGAGCCGCGCCGGUCGCGGGAAUGGGACGGCGAUCCCAGGGGCAGCCCUGGCCCGAGCAGGCCGCAGCCCAAGCCGCAGGGCGACAGGAGGGGGUCCGGCCCCACCAGGCCCAACUCCCUCCAGGAGGCCAUACUCACGAUAAAACCACUGCGCCAAGUUCGCCCCAAAAUACCAGAUAUGCAAAAUAGGUAUUAA
Nezara viridula (southern green stink bug) is the source of this 1111-nucleotide messenger RNA. NCBI's taxonomy places the organism in Eukaryota, Metazoa, Arthropoda, Insecta, Hemiptera, Pentatomidae. The record is from the annotation of a GenBank genome assembly.